UUUUCUUUCAUGUCGAUUCAAAAAUAGUACGAAUACGACCAUCUUUCAUCUUUCAUCUUUUUGUUAUUUUUGUGAGAAUUUAGAGAUCGUGAAUAACUUCAUUCUCUUUUUUAUCCCUCUUCAAUUCACUCCUCUCUUUCUCUCCUUCUUUCGCUCGUCUGGUGUGUGAUUUUAUCCAUAUCACGAUAAGCACCUAGGAUUCGAUAAGUUCCAUGCGACCCUCUUGAUUUAUGAACCUCAUUCCCACCCAACCUUUCUUUGGAGUUCGGCUUCCUCAUCCUAUUUCCUGUCUCCACCGUACCUCCAUAAUUGUAUCUGGGUAUACAAAUCAUUCAAUCUCACGAAUUGACUUGUCGGUGUCUCUUUCAUUUGAUCGUGUUGCUUAUCUAGUAGCCCCUCCUUCAUCAUCCCAUUGCCUUGUUUCUUUUUGGAACAAUUCGCUUUGUCAAACCCAAUCAUCAUGGCGCUAGCGAGAAAAGGAAGAGGAAGACUAAGCAAGGCCGCAGGUUCAGGACAAACUAGUAGUGUCGAAAGUAGUCGGAUACGUCGGACAAGUUCUCGAAUAUCUGGUAAUUUCUUUCCAAUUCAAAAAGAUCUGCCUGCACCUUGUAUUGACUUAUUUUAAUUAGCUGUCAUGCAAGGUUCCAAUCUUGAACUCGACGAACUUUCCUCUCCUGCACCACCACCGGAAUCGAAUUUAAGACCUUCUAUGGUCAUUGCCGAUAGCGACGAUGACGACUCCCUAUCAGAUCUUCCAUCUCCUUCCAUGAUUGGUGAAUACACAAAUGCGAAGAAGUCUCUUGAGAAAGGGAAAAGUAAAUCCGUGGGAUCUCUCGAAUCUUUGUCCUCCGUUUCUACAAGUAACGACUAUAAUGAGGCAAGUGACUACUCUACUCCAGAGACAAGUGAGGUCGCAACUCCGGCGUCUACGAGGAAUCCCCUCGUCUCUUCAACUACAAUUACCUCUGCGAGAAGAGGUCGAGCUCAAACUGCGAACCCAAUGCAAAACACUUCUUCAGUAAGCACAAUUGCUCGAGCUCGGGAACUCCAGAACAGCAUGUACUCCCUCAACCCCACGAAGAAGAGAAAGUUUGUCGAGUCUGAGGAUGAAGAAAUGUUUGAUGAUGAUACACCAGAUGCCCAGCUUGCCCGUGCUAUUCAAGAACAAGAAUUUGCGGCAUCAACCUCAUUGGUAGCUACAUCUUCACCUGGUUUACUUAGAACUCCACGCAAAGUUCAACCUGUCAACUUGACUUUUGAUCCCGACUUUAGCGAGGACGAUGAAGAUGAUGAUUCUGUUAAGCCUAGGGUCUCACGCGUGAAGAGAGCUAAGAUUGAACCGAAGGUUGAACUCUCAAGCACCUCAAAUGCUGUCAACUUUAGAACUCCCAACCGAGGAAAAAGUACUAGAUAUGAUGACGGUGAUGACGAUGAUGUCUUCAUUGCCAUUGAUUCGGAUUCGGAUAUUCCCGUACCUCCAUCCUCUGCCCCACGAAGUUCAAUCAAAAAGAAACCAAGCCGAAUUUCGAAGGUUAUCCAGAAACACUCUCAAAAUUUCCGAAAUCGUCUCAGGGCAGGAUCAGCACAGAAGGCCUCGGUCAAACAAGAAAUCGAGCUACCCCUUCCUCGUCUAAAGGCCGAAGAUACCAGGGAAUCCAACGCUAGUUCUGCUCUCACAGAUCUUCCUCCUUCUAUGUCAGAAGAGGAUUCGUUUGUUUCAGAUGAUGACUCCAUGCUUGGAACUGAUACUUCUUACGAUGAAGGUCCGAUCGCUGCUGCUACACAAUCGGUAGCCCCCGCUGUGCGUAGUGCGCAUAUAGCGCGUCAACGUAUCAAUCAUCUAGAAGACAGAUCUAGCAGACGAGCCCGUAAGGAGCGUGUGCGGUUGGAAACUCAUCAUCCUGAACUCCACACGAUGUGGAAGGAAUUGGAAGAUCUACCCAAGAUUGGAGACUGCAAAAUUGAACAACCAACAAACAUCAAUCGUGAACUUAAGCCUUUCCAGCUUCAAGGUGUUGGAUGGAUGAGAGCAAUGGAAAAGACUGCUUGGGGUGGAGGUUUGUUGGGAGAUGAGAUGGGCAUGGGAAAGACGAUUCAAGCCGUCUCAUUGAUCAUGUCUGAUUUCCCUGCCAAGCAGCCAUCACUUGUUCUGAUUCCACCCGUCGCUCUCAUGCAAUGGCAGCAAGAGAUUGCCGAUUAUACAGAUGGCACCUUGAAAACCUUUAUCUUUCACGGUAGCAAUGCUAAAGCAAAGGGCAUCACUGUUCAACAAUUGAAAAAAUACAACGUCAUUCUUAUGUCAUACAACAGUUUAGAAUCCAUGUACCGAAAGCAAGAGAAAGGUUUCAAGCGUAAGGAUGGAAUUUACAAGGAGAAGAGUCCAAUUCAUCAAAUCGAGUUUCAUCGGGUUAUUCUUGAUGAAGCACACAGUAUUAAGGUAGGAUCUUAUGUUCCCAAAUAAUGAAUUUUUCUAAUGGUUUAUCAGCAACGCAGUUCUGGUUCUGCUAAAGCAUGCUUUGCUCUCAAAGCAAGUCACAAAUGGUGUUUGUCUGGAACACCUCUGCAGAAUCGUAUUGGUGAAUUCUUUUCGCUCGUACGAUUCCUCGAUAUUCGACCUUUUGCAUGUUAUUUUUGUAAACAAUGCCCUUGCUCGACCCUCGAAUGGGAUAUGAACAGUGAAAAUCGCUGUACUGGUUGCAAUCACAGUGGCAUGCAGCAUGUCUCCGUCUUCAACCAAGAGUUACUUAAUCCUAUCCAGAAAUUCGGUAACAACGGUCCUGGAAAGGAGGCAUUUCGAAAGCUUCGUAUUUUGACUGAUAGGUUUAUGCUCCGUCGUGUCAAGCGCGAUCAUUCAUCUUCCAUGGAGCUUCCUGCGAAGGAGAUUUAUGUCGACAGACAAUUCUUCGGCGAAGAGGAAAAUGAUUUUGCUGGUAGUAUCAUGAACAAUGGUGCUCGAAAGUUCGAAACAUAUGUUGCUCAAGGUGUCUUGCUCAACAAUUACGCUAAUAUCUUUGGUCUUAUCAUGCAAAUGCGUCAAGUCGCUGAUCAUCCUGAUUUAAUUUUGAAGAAGAAUGGUGAAGGUGGUCAAAACAUUCUUGUUUGUUGCAUUUGUGAUGAAACGGCUGAGGAAGCUAUCAAAUCUGCCUGUCGUCACGAUUUCUGUCGAGAAUGUGCCAAGAACUAUUUGAGGUCUUCUGGUAGGUUACUUUUAUCCUUUUGAUGGUCUAUUACUAAAUCAUUAGAAUCUCCCGAUUGUCCACAAUGUCACAUUCCCUUGGCCAUCGACCUCGAACAACCUGAAAUUGAACAAGAUGAAGUGCAAGUAAAAAAAUCUUCCAUCAUCAAUCGAAUCAAGAUGGAAAACUGGACCUCGUCGUCGAAGAUUGAAGCUUUGGUUCAUAAUCUUUAUCAGCUUCGAUCCAAAAACUCCUCGAGCAAAUCUAUUAUCUUCUCACAGUUCACUACCAUGCUCCAACUCGUCGAAUGGCGUCUUCGUCGCGCAGGUAUCACAACCGUCAUGCUCGAUGGUUCAAUGACACCUGCUCAACGUCAAGCUUCUAUUAAUCACUUUAUGACCGACGUCAACGUAGAAUGUUUUCUCGUUUCCUUGAAGGCCGGUGGUGUCGCAUUGAACCUUACUGAAGCCAACAAAGUUUUUAUUGUGGAUCCUUGGUGGAAUCCAGCUGCGGAGUGGCAAAGUGCAGAUAGGUGUCACAGAAUUGGACAAGCCAGACCAUGCAGUAUCACCAGAUUGUGCAUUGAAGAUAGUGUCGAAAGUAGAAUGGUGUUGUUGCAAGAGAAGAAGGCAAACAUGAUUCACAGUACCAUUAAUGCUGAUGAUAGUGCUAUGGAAAACUUAACGCCAGAGGAUAUGCAGUUUCUCUUUAGAGGGAACUAGAGCUUUCACACGGAGUUUGGUAAGGAACGAUUCUAUGUUUUCGCUGUGCGAUUUCUUGCUUUUUAAAGUAUUGUACAAUACUUUCCAAUUUAGAGCUUAGUUCCCACGGUGUUUCAUUUGGCGUAGUGGAUUAGUAUGGUUACCAAUCUGGAAAGCUCGUUGCGUGUGGGUGUUGAGCAUAAUUAUUGUCUCAGUCCUUGACUAGCUUUCAUUCUCAACAUAAGAUUUAGAUUGAUUGUUUAAAAGUCUAAAACUUAUAAAAUCUCCAUGGCUUUACGAAUUAAGUGUUAAUAAAGUUCUUAUGGUCAUCUUCUCGGGACAUUACUUGAGCGAUUUUAUAUGAUUUCGUUGUAAUCGAGAGAAACAAUGAAGAAACCGUAUGAUGCUGUUCAACACACAAGUUACAUCGGCCAUUUCACCAAUUCAUUCAUUCAUUCCUCAACACACACCAAGGCCCCCAUAAGGGGUCCAAUAUUGUAUAUAUAAGACCUCUUUGAUCAUAAGUAUCACGGUGGGGGAUAGGUCUCUAGGUAAUAUGAUGAUAUUCUACAAAGGAGGAAAGAAGGUGGUGCUAGGAGGUGCACCGACUAUAUAAGAUAUGAAAGCUGUAUGCCUGUAUAGGCUAAAUAAACCCGUGACAAUAAUCGUGUUUUAUUAUGGCUUAUAUUAUUUUAUAUUAUAAAUCAUUGUUCUUUGGUUCGGGUUUCGUUGUUUGUAGAAAUUUAUAAGAGGGGAAAAAGGGAAAUUUGAAAUUUAAUAUUUGUAUUUUA
Sclerotinia trifoliorum is the source of this 4668-nucleotide messenger RNA. NCBI's taxonomy places the organism in Eukaryota, Fungi, Ascomycota, Leotiomycetes, Helotiales, Sclerotiniaceae. The record is from the annotation of a GenBank genome assembly.